GGCGACGAACAAGACACAGAGGUUGGUGUGAGCGUGAAGAAAGCGAAAGCCAGCUUCGCAGGUUCUAGACCACCGAACACAGCGGCUCCGCUCAGCGCAAGCCGGCACCCGCAUUCCUCCUCAGAUUCGCUGGUUCUGUUGGGCGGAAUGGGGGGCGGUGGAUCCGGAUCUUUCCUCAAAGUCCUGGUCAAUAACCUGGAUGUUCUCGCCGGGCCUCUAGUUUCACUUGCAUAUCCUCUGUACGCCUCUGUUAGAGCAAUUGAAACAAAAUCUGCUGUAGAUGAUCAGCAAUGGCUCACGUACUGGGUGUUGUACUCAUUUAUCACUCUAUUUGAGCUCACCUUUGCUCCAGUACUAGAAUGGCUUCCUUUCUGGUCUUAUGGAAAAUUGUUUUUCAAUUGCUGGUUGGUGUUACCACAGUUUAAUGGCGCUGCACAUGUGUAUGAGCAUUUUGUGAGGCCAAUGAUUGUAAAUCAGCAAGUUGUAAACAUCUGGUAUAUUCCAAAGAAGGGUGAAUCAGAGAGGCCUGAUGAUGUGAUUUCAGCUGCACAAAGAUACAUUGAGCAAAAUGGGUCAAAAGCAUUUGAGAAUCUUGUUAACAAGUUUAAGACUUCAAACCCAAGACGGCCAAUACUGGAGGAGGUAGAGGUUGAAAGGAGAGCCAGGAUUCAACGAGAAUCGGAAGCAAGGGAAGUUAAUCCCUUCUUCAAUCCAGAUUACCGAUACUAGGCAGCCCCUUUGCUUUCAGUUGCCAGUUGGGAACUGAAUGCAGGAAUCUGUAGGAUCAGUUUGAACUUUGAAGGAAGAUGUCUGGACAUUAGCACUGUAUUUUGCACCUACUGGAUCAAAUAAUAUUGUGUAGCUGGACAAACAUGAUUGUUGUAAAUAUGGUCUAGCGUUCAAACUCCUUUGACUGGUCAUGUCAUGAAUCUUUCAUGAAACUGAAAAUUACGUAUUCAGUAUUCAUGCCACCAAAGACUAGGUUUGUGAACUCGGUGGUUCUAUGGAGGUCGUUCAUGAUCCGGUGGAAAAGUUUGGUCUUCCGUUA
Panicum hallii is the source of this 1048-nucleotide messenger RNA. Its product is annotated as HVA22-like protein a. The transcript has 6 exons. The record is from RefSeq and is a predicted model, not a curated record. Lineage: Eukaryota; Viridiplantae; Streptophyta; Magnoliopsida; Poales; Poaceae. The coding region runs from base 148 to 729 and encodes 193 amino acids.